UCAUCCUCAGGGGAUGUCAUUCAACUGUGGGUGCCUGCGUUAUGUGAAAGUCGUGUAAGGCAGAUGACAGUAGGAUAACGCAUAUUUUUAUUUUGUGCCUUAAGGCCAAACUUAUCUAAUUGAGCAUCAUGAUUCGUUUAGAGAUGACCUGAUUGGCCUGAUUUUUUUAUAAGGGGUCGUCAUUUCCAAUGAGAUCGUCUGUGAGUGUUAUUCUGUCCAGCCCUGCCCCUGACACCAGCAUGUCCCACCCAGAUUAUGAACAAACUGGUCAUGACCAUGCAUCUCUCCUGAUACUUGUGAAACAUAUUGGAAGCCAGCUCAAACCAAAACAUUUUGUUCGUAUGUUUGAACGAAUUUCACGUGUAUGUCAAGAACGAGUGGAAGAUUCUUCAGGAGUAGCACAUGCUGUCACAGCACGUUACAUAAAAGAAUAUCCUGUUGAAAACAAUGAUUGGGGUGAUUUUCAAACACAUCGCAGAUUGCUGGGUUUAAUUACUGUGGGGAAGUACGAUAGCCAACAAGAACUAAAUGAGCUGUGUCGACUUCAUGAGUCUCUAAAAGUGAAGUAUUCUUCAACUAUCUUUGAUUCUCGAUGUGUACUCUUGGGUUACCCUGAUCCACCCCCAUAUACACCACCCUCGAAUUUCAAAGCUGCAGAAGCUCUAUGGUAUGAGGAUCCAGAAUCAUGUCCUGGGAUGGAAGCACAGCUAUGUUCAUUUAUCCAUGCAGUGUUUUGGGUAUUGGAAUCAAAGAGAUUGGAACGGGGUCGUGAGAAAAUUGACCGAGUGACUUUACUGCAAGCACCUUUCGAAAAGAAGGAUUUUGUUGGAUUAGACUUGGAGUCUCGUACAAACCGGAAAAGAUGUGUGGGUCGAAUGACAAAGCAUUUAGGUGACUUAUCACUGCAGUCUGGACUCUAUGCAGAAGCUCUUAAUUACUACACUUCAGCUUGUGAAGUUUUACGAUCGGUGAAUGAUUGGUUAUGGCUUGGAGGCGCUCUGGAAGGUUUAUGUGCCACAUCUGUUGUUGUACUUUUUCCUAAUUUGGGUCGAGGAGCUACUCUACAACGUAAUGCCUCUCUGCCAGAAGGAAGCCCAGGCAAACAAAGGAGUAGUGCCAUCUCUACCAAUUCUCUUCCUAAUGGUAUUCAACCAGCAGAUGUGCAACAAGCACAACAAGAAAUGAAUAAUCUCCUAACUCCUGAAGAAGUCCUGAAGCGAUAUCGAGAAGCUAUUAUCCACUAUAGCAAGUAUCAAAAUGCUGGUAUUAUCGAGACAGAGGCUAGUUUCAAAGCUGCUCGCAUAGCUGUUGAACAGAGCUGUACACUACAGGCUGCAUCUUUCCUACAAAAUGUCAUUUUCAUCAACUUACCAUUAAGUGAACAAGAAAAGAUCCAGCGAUUUACAAGUUUAUCUGACUUGUACUGUCAAAUUGGUUUCCUACGCAAGGCAUCAUUUUGCAGGCGUUUAGCAGCCACCCGUCAUGUAUCUACUCAGAAUCCUCAGCCGAAUUGGGCCCAUUGCUAUCAGCUGAUGUUACAAGCAUUGAGAGGUCAUCGUCUUUCCUUGGAUCCAGCCGAAUUGCCUGCAGAUGGUGUUCAAGGAUGGCCAGUUCUGCAAGUUCAGUUACUCCAGGAACUUGUAGUGGCUGCAAAACGUGCUGGUCUCCCAGCAUUGGCUACAAGGCAUAUGACCUUUCUAUUACAAAGUAUGUGGGGUCACUUGUCACUAGUUGAAAGACGUGACCUUGCAAUGCAACUGCAGGCACUUGCAGCUCAGUGCGAAGGUGCACCCGUUCCCUUGGUCUUAGAUUCAGGACAGGUUGUGCCACCUGCCAACUUAACCAGUGUACCAUCGGUUCGAAGUUUCUCUCUUCAAAAUUUACCAGCACCUCUGCGACCUCAGAAACUGGAAACACAACAAGAAGAUUCAGGCCCAUUUCUUUUUACUCCUAUCCACUUUGGUUCCCUGGAGAGGCGUUCUGGGGCUUCCAGCAAAAUGGAUUACCAGUGGGUAGUUGGAGACACCUGUGAAGUGUCCUUGGAGCUAAGCAAUCCCCUGCCAUUUGAACUCAAGGUGUCAAACAUGCGCCUAUUAACAAGUGGAGCUGUCUUUGAAAGUCUUCCUACAUCACUUGCACUGCCUCCUGAUUCUGGUCCACAUCCUGCUAAACUGUGUGGUAUUCCUAAAGAAGUUGGAGAGUUAGAAGUUCUUGGCUUCUCCACACACACACUAGGCGUGAAGUCUAACAUUAGGUUGAAGCAUUUGCCUGGUUUCCCGCACCCUCAGCUGCAAGUUGAUGUGGUCCCCGCAUUGCCUCAACUCACUGUGACAGUCUCGCCUCCUGCCGGCACUUUGGCGCCUUCCUCAGCUAGCCCAUCAUGUCUGGGAACCACAGCUCAUGUGGUAUCAUCCCUUAGCUUAGCAUUGUAUGCUGGCCAAAGUGUGGAGGUUGGCAUCCAGUUGCGAAGCACAGGGACAGAACCAGUUCAACUCCUAGAGGCUGCUGUUUCCUCCCCACUCGACUCGCAGCUGCAAGCACAGGUUUUCCAGUUCAGUGCUGAAAACUUGCAGACUCAGCUUCCUUUGGCUCCUGGAAGUGCUGCCAGUUUGACACUUUAUUUGCAUUCAGCUUCUGAAUUUCUUGCUCCAGGUCUUAUGGAUGCCGAACUUGGCAGCCUGCCUGCCAGUAGUCUUCCUAUGAGUAGCCAACCUGCUAGUUUUCUCUCAGGUCCAAGUUCAUUACCUUCUCGUCUUAGUUCUCCUGCUCUGCCUGCUCGAAGACAUGAUCUUACGGCUUCCUUCAGG
This is a messenger RNA of Gryllus bimaculatus (two-spotted cricket), 2807 nucleotides long. The record is from the annotation of a GenBank genome assembly. NCBI's taxonomy places the organism in Eukaryota, Metazoa, Arthropoda, Insecta, Orthoptera, Gryllidae.